AUGACCAAGAAUAAUCUCAACAGCUCCCUCUCAUGGCUCUUGCAGCACCCACACUCUUUUGGAUCAUUGGAGCACAUAUCUGUUAUUGCUGAUACGGCCAGUGUAUCAUACGAUGAGUUGGAAGCAGCAGACACGAACGAGGAGAUGGCAAGAUUGCAGCUGGCACCACAGAUUCCUCCCAGACCGAAACUGCAUACUCAAUUGCAACGCGAUCUCAAUCCCCUUCCCACUCCCACUCCAUCUCGACCUUCAGUUGACAUCAAACCACAAUCGAGUAUAUCGAAACGACAUGGAACGCCUGCUGCAUCCCGGCAGACUCCCAAUCCGCGUACACCCGUAACGAGCUUUGAUGACAUUAAAUUCGAUGAUUCCAUCGACAUCCUCGACAUUGACGAAAUUGAUCUCACUGGCGAGGCUCUCACGACUUCUUCCUUUGGCGAAUUCGGCCCUCCAACCCAGUUAUGGAACGAAAGGUCGGCUUCUCGUGUGGCGCCGUCGCCAAAGAAGAAAGGAAAGAAGAGGAAAAGCGAUGAAUAUGCAUCAGAUCUGCUCUCCCCACAGUCAAAUCGGAAGCCAAAAAAGGUGGUCCAGCAACGCACAACAACGACAACCUCUCCGAUCCGCGGCAGCCAGACCAGUGUUAUCGAGAAAUUUCUUGAAGAAGAAGUUAGUCUAACGCGAGCUACAACUCGGCUCAAGGCUGCUGCUCCUCAGCCAGAGACAUUCUUAGACUGUGGGGCUCAAGCGAUCGACGGAGAUAGAGGUCACCAAAGGAAAGUGGCAGAAAACGAUGAUCAACUGCGAGCUUCAACGCGCCCUCUACAACCUCGAAUUCAGCGAUCACAAAACAUCAUUCCCGAGUCAGACGACGAUGAAGACUCUCCCUCUGCUCCAAAACUCGAAUCCGAUGCUUCGAGUCAAGCAGUUCCCGAGGAUGGGCAUGGUCCAGACGUAGGUGGUUUGGCGGAAAAACAAGAAGGUGCAGAGGCUGCUUUCCACCAGCCAGUUCGAUCCCAACCCUUUCCGGUUCAUGAAGCGCCUGGACCAUUGCAUUCCCUCCGAACAAGGCCUGCAGUCACGCCCCAGGCGACAUCGAAUCCAGAACUGAUGUUAUACAACAGCACUCCGACCCCCAGCCUCGCUGGCAGCUUGACAUUAGAACAAAAGACGCUGAUUGACAGUUUUGUUAUGGACGGGAAAGACCAGCUACAGAGCCUCCUGCAACGGCUGGAGAACUCGAAGGUAGCUGUCGUCGGCCAAAUUAUGGAAGAGAUAUGCGAUCGCGGCGCUGCUUCUAGCCAUCUGAAGGAACAGCAGAAGGCAAUAGUAACCAAGAUCAAUGCAGCAACACGUCUUCAGGAGGAAUUCGCCACUCUCGUCAAACUUCGAAACCUACGGGAACAAAUGCUCGUCCAGCGAGAAGAACUUCGGAAAGCGGGCCAUAUCAUUGAGCCCGAUGACCCCGAUGAUGUCUUGACAUCAAUAUGCUCGAAGAUUUUCAAUGCCAAACGUGAGAUCGACGCUCGAGAACUCACAGUCUUCACGCUUUUGGAACAGGUGGGAGUGUCGACUGCCAAAAGAAUGAGUAACAGUCCCAAAACAGACCGAGAUCAUCUGUUGUCCCCAAGCUCAAACUUAUCAAACCAAAAGGUCCUGGUUGCCUCAACACAGAAACCGCCACAAUCAACGUCAAAGAAUGCGAAGAGUGAGACUCCACAAGGUCUUUCUCACCUCUCAACGCAGUCAGUCCGCCAAACACCAUCUUUAUACCGAUACGAUGCAGUUGACGUGGCCAUCAGGUCGUCGAAUCGAAGCCCUUCUCCCUAUCGAGGAUCUCCCCAAAGAGCUCAAGUAUCGGAAUACGCAAGAAUCAACCAGCCCACCUCUCAUGCCUUUGACAUUCCUGGCCCGAGUCGUGUUCUUGCCGGUGCGGGCGCGAAGGCUAGGGCGGGCGACUUUUCAAGAACAAUGGGUAGCCCAGCUCGCGACUUUUCAUUCGACGAUGAGGAUUUCGAGGAAGGUUUAGAUGACGAAGAAAUGUACAAGGCCGCAGAACAGUACGAACAGAAUUUACCGCUGAGAGCUACCCCCCCUAAUCGAAGUUCUCGCUCUGCUCUGCGUGAAGUCAGCGAAAACAUUCGCAGGACAUCGCCCCAGAAGCCUGCAACAACAUCAUCUAUACCUCGGCCUCCACCAGCAGCUCUGAUGCAACAUCCAUGGUCGAAAGACGUGUAUUCGACUCUAAGGAAGAAGUUUCAUCUCCAAGAGUUCCGUCAUAAUCAGCUGGAAGCCAUCAACGCGACCCUGAGCGGCAAGGACGCCUUUGUGCUGAUGCCUACCGGAGGAGGCAAGUCGCUUUGCUAUCAAUUGCCGGCUGUAGUUCAGAGCGGGCGAACUGCAGGCGUGACCAUCGUCGUCUCUCCAUUGCUCAGUCUGAUGCAGGACCAGGUGGAUCAUCUGCAAAAAUUGCACGUUCAAGCUGUGCUCGUCAACGGGCAGACUUCGCAAGAACAUCGGAAUUAUAUCCUCCAAGCGUUACGAUCUAACGAGCCAGAAAAAUUUGUUCAACUUCUGUACGUCACACCCGAGAUGCUCAACAAGAGUGAGACAUUCUUCAAGGUCUUUCUGGAUCUGAACAAGAGAAGACUCCUCGCACGCAUUGUGAUUGACGAGGCACACUGUGUUAGCCAGUGGGGACAUGAUUUUCGUCCUGACUACAAGGCUGUCGGCGAAGUUCGCCAACGCUUCAUGAAUGUGCCUGUAAUGGCCUUGACUGCGACGGCAACAGAGAACGUGAAAAUGGAUUGUAUGCAUAAUCUGGGCAUGGAUGGUGCCGAGGUGUUUACACAGAGCUUCAACAGACCGAAUCUCACGUACGAGGUGAGGCCAAAGGGCAACAAACAAUCGGUUCUCGCAAGUAUUGCCAGUCUCAUACAAGAGUCUUACAAAGGACAAGCGGGAAUCAUCUAUUGCCUGUCGCGCAAAGCUUGUGAAGAUGUUGCGAGGCAGCUCCAAGAAGAAUAUAAUAUUGCGACCCGUCACUACCACGCUGGACUCGAAGCUCCCGAGCGCAUCCAUAUCCAGAAAGAAUGGCAGUCUGGAGUUUACAAAGUCAUCGUUGCUACAAUUGCGUUCGGCAUGGGUAUCGACAAGCCAGAUGUCCGAUUUGUCAUCCACCACACCAUUCCAAAGAGUCUCGAAGGUUAUUACCAGGAGACAGGCCGAGCUGGGCGGGAUGGUGGCAGAGCAGGGUGCUAUCUCUACUACGGCUAUAGCGAUACAACCUCCAUAAAGCGGAUGAUUGACAAAGGCGACGGCGACUGGCAACAAAAGGAGAGGCAGAAGCACUUGUUGCGCAAUGUCGUCCAGUUCUGUGAGAAUCGCAGCGAUUGCCGCAGACAGCAAGUGCUCGGGUACUUCAACGAACACUUCAAGCGCGAAGAUUGCAACAAUACCUGUGACAAUUGCAACUCAACCAGCACCUUCGAAACGCAGGAUUUUUCAGAGCAUGCUAAAAAUGCAAUCCGUCUCGUGCAGCAGGUGUCUCGUGAACAAGUCACCCUGUUACACUGUGUCGAUGUCUACCGUGGUGGCAAAAACAAGAAGAUCACUGAGCUCGGCCACAACAAAAUUCGCGAGUACGGUCUUGGGGCAGAGUUGGCCAGAGGGGACGUGGAGAGGUUAUUCUACCGGCUCAUUAGUGAGGAUGCUUUGGCGGAAUAUAACAAGGUCAACACUGCUGGCUUCGCAACGCAAUAUGUGAAACCGGGACCCAGAGCGCCCGAUUUCGAGGCCGGCCACGGCACAUUGAGUAUGCAAAUCUUGGUCUCGCCGAGGGACAAAUCGAAAUCCAAGGCGGUCGCUUCGAAGACCAGGAAGAAAACUCAACGGACUGGAGUCAAAGCCGCUACUGACGAUUAUCCUGCCUCUACCAACGUUUCCUCACCGUUGCAGCCGAGGUCUCGCAGGAUCCCUCCUCGUGCGCCGUUCGACGAAGAUUCCGAUGAAGAUUUUGCCGAUGAAGUCGAAGAAGACGACGCCUUCUAUUUCGAUUCGAUGCCCGUUGUUGGCGGACACCGGUCCAAAAAAAUCGCAAAAGUAGGGCCUCCAAUUACUACGGAUGACAGGACGAAGGAACUCGACGAGAUUCACCAACACAUCCUGGAUGACUUUGUCGAUAACGCUAAAAAAGAAAUCAAGCGAAUCCAAAUUGCCAAAGGGUUACGGCAGAUGGCAAUAUCUGAUCUUAUACUUCGGGAAAUUGCCACUCGGUUUCCACGAGAUGAGAAAGCGCUCCGUGACAUUUCUCGUAUGAACCCAGAAACGUUCCAAAUGUUCGGGCCUGUCUUGCUGCGACUGGCCAAAAGCGCUUAUAAUGACUACAAGGCGAUGAAAGAGGCAAGCGGAGAAGAUGGCGACGGGCCUCAUGGCAGAUCCAUUGUGGAAAUCAGCGACGACGAGGAUGCGGAUCGAGUGGAUGAAAGCGACGAAGAUCUGAGUGAAACCGAGAGCAGUCACUACUUUAGUGUGGCUGACGACGUCAGCCAUUUCAACGAGAAACUAUCCCAGGCAUCCGCAUUCGAGACUCGACCUCAGAAGGCCGCCCCGAAAAAGCGCAACUCUCGUCCUAAGUCUGUUCCUUGGAAUCGCCGUGUAUCGCGUGGCUCUCAGCAGCGUGGCAGCGGAAGCUCUAGAGCAAGAGCGACGGUCGCGAAGGGGAAGCGAGGCAGCGGUGGCGUGGCAAAGAAGGUCAGGAAUAGUGCCAGUGCGCGGUCUAGCACCAGCAAUUCAGGUCUGCAAGAAUUUGCGUAUAAGAACAGCAAAGAAGCCUCGUCUAGCCGUAGUCGUGUUGGCGGAGGUGGUGGUGGAGCAGGAAAGAUUAGCAUGAUGCCGACCUGA
Cladophialophora immunda is the source of this 4899-nucleotide messenger RNA. RefSeq lists its product as uncharacterized. Gene Ontology annotation, biological process: double-strand break repair via homologous recombination; DNA replication. The coding region runs from base 1 to 4899 and encodes 1632 amino acids. Gene Ontology annotation, cellular component: nucleus; chromosome; cytoplasm. Lineage: Eukaryota; Fungi; Ascomycota; Eurotiomycetes; Chaetothyriales; Herpotrichiellaceae. The record is from RefSeq and is a predicted model, not a curated record. Gene Ontology annotation, molecular function: 3'-5' DNA helicase activity; four-way junction helicase activity; ATP binding. The transcript has 2 exons.